AUGUGGAAUGUAAAUUAUAGCUACGAUGGCCGAGUUAAGGGACCCUCGGCGCAUUGGGCGGACGCGUCCCUCGGAGGGCGGGCAAGAUGGCACGCGUCACCACACUCCGCGCUCAAAAUACGUGACGUGGUCCCAACUGACCGUGCCCUGUACCGGUGUAGAGUCGACUUCAAAGUGUCACCAACCAAGAAUCAUAAGCUAAUGCUUCACGUUAUAGGUAAGUAA
Molecule: messenger RNA, 225 nt
Organism: Pieris macdunnoughi
Lineage: Eukaryota; Metazoa; Arthropoda; Insecta; Lepidoptera; Pieridae
Source: the annotation of a GenBank genome assembly